AUGAACUAUAGCCAGCAGCGCGCACAAGUCGUGUCCAAACCAAGGAGGCAUAGCCGCAGCAAUGGCAGAACCGAUACACGCCUCCUGCUUUCACGCCCCCGGCUCCUCUCCAACCUCGCAUUCGUUUCAAUUGCCUUUCUAAGCAUACAACCCGCCGCCGCCGUCUUCCUCCCUUUCGAUAACUGCCUCGACGACAGCUAUAUAUGGUCGAACCAAGAGCCCGACGCCGUGCAGUUGCAAUGGGUGCCGUUAUACGCCGAUGCUGUCUUCGAUCUGGUCAACGACAAUCACAACCUGAAAGUGACUGUAUGGGGGAAUGUGACGGGUAGAGUGGGGUCCGAUGAGUUGCCGGCUUGGGACAACACGACGGCUUGGGGCAACUCAACCCAGGCGCUGAAUGGCAAAAUACAAGACGAACCCGAGGCAGGCAUCCCCAACGGCUCCGGCAAGGCUACCACUUUACACAGCAAGGUCGAUGUUCUCAGUUACGAGCCUUACAUGCAAAACUCCAACUUUUGCGAGAACAUCAAUACGACCAACGGGGCGUGUCCGUUAGCCCCUAUCUUCAACGAGACGGCUAUUGAUCUCCCAGAUGGCUUGUACGCUUUCAACCUUUCCAACAACUUUUACUCUACGUACGCGUUCACUUCGUUUUCGCCCACCUUCAUCAUCUGGUACGGCGACACGGCCGUCACUACGAUUGGUUGUGUGUCGACAGUGGUGACCCCGGAUCUGGGGGGGAUUGCAUGGUCUCUCAGGUUUUUGCCCCUAUUCGUCCUGCUUCUGGUAGGUGUUGCCACUGUGUUCGCGGGUGUCUUCAGCCCCUGGGGCACCAGCGACGUCUUCCACUGGACGUCGAAUUACGGCAGAGAUCCCGAUCUGCUUCGUCUCGUCACUCCCGGAUUCGGCGACUGUCUUCAGUACAUUCAGUUUAUUGUCUUGACGGGUGGGCUUUCGUUAGAUUAUCCCGGGUUCUACCAGCCGGUGACAAGCAAUGGCGCCUGGUCUGCGCUGAUAUUCAAUGAGAGUUUUGUGGCCAAGGCCGAGCCGUGGGAAGUAGUGAUUGACGGCAUCUAUUUCACCAACGGAACCUACGGGCUGCAGAGCCUUGCCCAACUUGUCGGCAUGCGCGAGGUCGAGGACAUAUGGGCUGGCAUGAUGAUUUGGCUACUGGUCAUUAUCGGUGUUGUCCUCUUCGCCAUCCAGGUGGGCUUCUUCUUCCGCUGGCUGCUACGGUAUAUCAAACACACCCCUGAGGAGGACCUACGCGCCAAGAAUCUCCCCUUUUCCAUUGGCAAUGUAAUUCGUCUUGUCUUCAGCUACUUCCUCCUCCCGAUUGUCACCUUGUCCGCCUUUCAGCUAGUAGUCGCCGGUGAAUCUGACGUUGUCCUGGUGGUCAUGGCUGUGGUGAUGUUGGCCCUUAUCGUGGGGUUUGCCGGAUGGCUCAUGUACCUCAUCGCCACGACCCGGCCACGGGCACAUUUGUUCGACGAUCUCCCGACGGUGCUGCUGUACGGACCGCUGUACAACACUUAUUCCGACGAAGCGGCCGCUUUUGCCCUGAUCCCGAUAAUAUUGACCAUCAUGCGAGGCAUUGCGCUCGGCGCUGUUCAGCCCUCCGGUAUCGCCCAAAUUGUCAUCUUGGCCGUGUGCGAGGUGGUUCAGAUGCUGACCCUGCACGCAUUCCGCCCGUUCCACUCCCCGACAUCGAUGAAUGCGUACCACGCGGGGUUUUCAGCACUUCGAUUUGUCACGGUCCUCCUCAUGGUGGCUUUUGCUCCAUCGAUGGGAGUCAAGGAAGGGUCCAAGGGAUGGGUUGGUUACGUCAUAUUGCUCAUUCACGGUGCCGUUCUAGUACUGGGCUUCUUUCUCAAUGCACUGCAAACUAUUAUCGAAGUCAUCGCAAGGCUGUGCGGGGCAGGGGGUGACGAUAUCCGAGGACAGACCAGGGGCGGUCUAUCAAAGAUUUUUGGCGCUCGCCAACUUCAGAGGCGCAUGUCGAGGCGCGGUCCGCGCGGUCCGCGAGGUCCAUCACGCCAAAGCCAGCUUAGUACGACGAGGAUGCUCGAUGCGGAACAGGGAAACAAGGGACAAUACGGCCGUGUUAGGAGUGAAUCGGCCGGAAGUAUGGGGAUCCUCAUGCACAACCCGGGCCAGCGAAGCUCGAGCGCCUUGGAUGCUCGUAGCAUAGACGCCUACUCGGUUCCGGCCGGAGGUAGUAACUUCACGCCGACGACGCCUGGGGAAAACAGCACCUUGUCUUCCCUGCCCCCUCCUGGGCAAGCUACCCGGCCUGGGCCUGCCGUUCCUACGACAGCUGCAGACCCUUACUACCGCCCCCCUCGCGCGCGCCGACGAACCAACGAAAGUGCUCGCCCGUCUACAACGGAGUUUAAACGUGCGUCUAUGGGAAGUAUCGACCUGUCCAACCGAAGAUUGAGCCAGGCUGGAGGACCAGUCAUAGAUUCGGAUCUCGACGGGGCGCCGUCAGGGAGGGCAACGCCGGCACCCUUCAUUGCGCCAGCGCUCUACGCCCCAGUUUUCGCCCCUAGAGCGGACUAUUCCACACGCGAGGUUGACUUUUACUACGGGGUUCGGGGCCCAGCUUUGAACUCGGAUGCACCAUCACGAAGGUUGGGCACCGGGCCUGCAGACCCCACAAGUCCGGUAUCUGCUGCAACAGGGUGGUUGAAGGCGUUGUUCGGCGGCAAGACCAAAGAUAAGGGCAAGGGCUUCGAGGUCGUAAGAAGUGCUAGGAUGCCGCCCGCUAUGAAAGCUCGUGGAGGCGAAUUCAGCGACGAUACCCCGCCAGAAGGGAUUCCUGUCGCAAUGGGCGUAUUACGGAACGGUCCCAUAGAAAGUGACGAUGAGGAGACUACGCCAAAGUCGAAGGCUAGACGCGCUACGAGCGAGAGCGUGGGGGAGGACUUGUUAGACGAUAGUGGCGAGCCUCGAGUCGACGAUGACGGAGGCGAAGAGUCUCCACGUGUUACACAAGAUCCGCCUCUGUUACCAGAUCUUGAUGCCGGGGAGAGCUUCAAAGUACCCAGUCGGCUGAACUCGUCAAAGACCAGCAGACAGGCCUCACAGAAGAAGACCCGGGGAGUCUUGAUCGGACCGGUACCCCACGUGCCUCGGAAGAGCUCGAAACGGAAUUCCGUUGUCGAUCCAAUAUGUAACCCAUCGUUCAACGUCGUACCGCCCUCGGAAGCCUCGACGUCGCAGACCUAUUUUGGGGACAUAAUAGAUUUGUCACAAACCCCAGGCGCUUCGAAGGCCAGGCUUCCCUUCGACCGAUCUAACUCCCAGAAACGACAUUCGGGCUCUUCACUGGGCCUCGCCGACGACGUCAGCCAGAUGCCCUCGACCGGCUUUAGUACAGAUAGUGGCGAGGACCGGCCGACGAGCUACGGCUACGUACACCAACAUAAUAUCAGUAGGAUCGACCCGGCGUCGGACCACGACCUACUCGGCAGCGCGGCAGAAGUGGUGGACAACUCAAGGAGAGCCAGUCCCAGUUCUUCCGUGUCUGGACGUUCAUGA
Messenger RNA from Pseudomassariella vexata, 3543 nucleotides. RefSeq lists its product as uncharacterized. Gene Ontology annotation, biological process: transmembrane transport. The transcript has 2 exons. The coding region runs from base 1 to 3543 and encodes 1180 amino acids. The record is from RefSeq and is a predicted model, not a curated record. NCBI's taxonomy places the organism in Eukaryota, Fungi, Ascomycota, Sordariomycetes, Amphisphaeriales, Pseudomassariaceae.